AUGGGGUUGUUGCAAAUGCCUAUCCUAAAUGUUGUACUGGCGUCGGGUGUGCUCAAAGAGCUCGAUGAAAGCUCGAAUCGCGGUCGGAUCGGCUGCCUCAGCUCGGGCGGCAUGGAUAGAUCUACCGACUACCGAAUGGGUCCGCUGGUUCGCCGGAGGAACUGGGAUACCCAGCCGCGCCCAAACGGGCGGUCGUCACCGUUCAUGGCCAGCAAUUGGGUCGCAACAGCUCGUACUAUAGAAUGGGUGGGCGGCAUUGCGCGCUGA
Messenger RNA from Pyrenophora tritici-repentis Pt-1C-BFP, 267 nucleotides. The record is from RefSeq and is a predicted model, not a curated record. Lineage: Eukaryota; Fungi; Ascomycota; Dothideomycetes; Pleosporales; Pleosporaceae.